CCCGAGGCCGGAUGGGCCGCCGCGCCGACGCCCCCUGCCGGCCGGCCCGCGCCCAACGCUCGGCUUGUGGGACGCCCGCGGCCGGAUGCCCUCCGUCCGCUCCCUCCUCGGCCUCUUGGCCGCCGCCGCGGCCUGUGGCGGUUUCGCCUUCCUGGGCUAUUGUAUUUACCUCGACCGGAAGCGGCGCGGGGACCCCGCGUUCAAGCGCCGCCUGCGGGACAAAAGAAGAGCAGAGCCUCAAAAGGCUGAGGAGCGGGGCACGCAGUUGUGGGAUCCAACGAAGAAUAAAAAGUUGCAAGAACUUUUCUUGCAAGAGGUACGGAUGGGAGAACUUUGGUUAUCUAGAGGAGAGCACAGAAUGGGGAUUCAAUACCUUGGCAAUGCCCUUUUAGUGUGCGAGCAACCACGGGAACUUCUGAAAGUUUUCAAACACACUCUCCCUCCCAAGGUAUUUGAGAUGCUGUUGCACAAAAUUCCCCUUAUUUGCCAGCAAUUUGAGGCAGACAUGAAUGAACAGGAACGCUUGGAGGAUGAUCCUGAUUGAAAAACAUUUCAACGUAUCCACAGUCCAGUGAGAAUACUAUGGUACCAUACAGUAUAAACAACUGCUCAGUGAUAUUUCCAUUUAUUUUACUUUGAGUAAUAAAAAUUUUUCUAUCUCAUACAUGAUUGAACACAUAAGUUGCUUUAAAAUUAACAGUCACAAUUGAAGAAACAAUGGUUUAUUUUUCUAAUCAAGUGACCAAGCUGCUGAAUCAUAAGGCCUCAACAAAUGUUGCAUCUUAUUAUUUCAUUGAACAAUAAGACCUUCUAUUGUGAUUAUUUCUGGUAAAUAGCAAUUUUGUUUCUCCAGCGGUUUCCAUUUGCCAAACAGUCAUGACAGAUGGUUGAACAUGGUGGCUACUGCUUUCGGGGGAUUCUAUCAGAUGAGUCCUCAUUUCCAAUAAAGCAGCUGUUGGCAAUCUUUCAUCAAAAGUUCAUCCAUCAGGACUUCUCUAUCGUGGUUGCCCAAGGAGUCCUGCUUUGGCUGCCAGGGCUUCAUUCUGCUGAAUAUGAUAUUCCUGAAAUCUCAUGGAUAUUCUUUGUGUCAUUUUUAAAUAUUUCUGUAAGCAAUGUUCUGAACAGGUGGUCUAGGAAUGAAAAGGGAAGAUCCAAGAGGCAACACAAAAAUAUGAAUUUUUAAAAAUGCAUGUAUUCUAAAAGAAUCAGUGGGGUAGUUUGCUUUUCUUUGAAUAUAUCUGAGAAUUAAAUAGUACUAAUUGGCAGCAACUGACCAUAGCUUUUAAUUGAUACUUUCAUUCACUGACAAGCAUUAAUAUAUAUUGAAUGCCUGCCAGUUUGUAGUCACUAAGAGCAAUGAUAAGUCUCUGUUUUCAAAAAGCUUCUGGACUAGAUUUUCUGCAAGUGUAUUAAGUGAAAGCCCACAUUCCUGUCUUCUUGUUUCGAUUAUUAAAAUGUAGACCCAGUA
Gorilla gorilla gorilla (western lowland gorilla) is the source of this 1468-nucleotide messenger RNA. It is a transcript of the gene TOMM20L, whose product is annotated as translocase of outer mitochondrial membrane 20 like. The record is from RefSeq and is a predicted model, not a curated record. Bases 86 to 544 code for a protein of 152 amino acids. Gene Ontology annotation, biological process: tRNA import into mitochondrion; intracellular protein transport; protein targeting. Gene Ontology annotation, cellular component: mitochondrial outer membrane translocase complex. Gene Ontology annotation, molecular function: transmembrane protein transporter activity. Lineage: Eukaryota; Metazoa; Chordata; Mammalia; Primates; Hominidae. The transcript is spliced from 5 exons.